AUCGAGCUGGCCAGUCGUAGAUCGCGCGUUCGAGAAUCGGGAUGACGACCACGGUGCAGCUGUUAGCGCUGGUCGCUGGUGUGUUCGCUUUGGCCGGAGCAAAUGCACAAGAUACCACAAACGGUUCGCCAAGAGGUUCGCCUUAUCGGAUCGAUUUAGCACAAUACAACCAGGCGCUGUUGCCAAGGAUUCGUCCGUUGAUCGAAGCACCGGCGGAUCCGAGGGAGGAAGAGAUCGUACCGUUCUUCGAGCUGCUGCCCGAGUAUCGCGAUCGUUUGAGCGGUAAUUUUCUGAUCGAUGGAUUUACCCGGGCACGCGAUGCCGGCCGCUGUCUGCUGUGUAUGUCCACGUCCUACCUGUUCCUGAGUUUGUACAACGAAACGGUAUCGCUAACGGAUGGGCGUACCGAGCGUUUGCGUGCGAUCGCGGGUCGCCUCUGCCGGUUGUUGGGUUUCAAGGCGUACCUGUGUGAUGGUGUGAUCGGUCUGAACGGUGAUAUUAUACAGUACGUGCUGGAGAAUCGGCAGCCAUUCCCCGAACCGGCCGAUAUUUGCCAGGUGUACCUGCAGGAGCUGGACUGUUUGGGUGAUGGGCGUAACGUUAGUGCACCCGAUGCCUAUCGUACGAUCGCGAUCGCGAGUGCUCCGGUGCGCGAUCAGGACACCAUCGAGGGUUCAUUUGUGGCACGAGCAGCAGCAGGUGAUAAGAAGUCCGGUGCGGUUACAGAAGGUCAGUGUCCUAUAAGAAAAGGUGGCAAGCAUGGUGAUAGGGGAUCACGGGAUCCUCUAACGAUCGUACACCUAACCGACAUCCAUUACGAUCCGGAGUAUGUGAUCGGUGUGAAUGCGGAUUGUCGGGCGGAAGCUUGCUGUCGUGUGUUGCCGAAUCUUCCGCCAGCAAAUGGAACAUCAGGUGGUGCCGGUUACUGGGGAGAUUAUCGUGAUUGCGACACACCGUGGCAUGCGGUGGUGGAUGUGAUGGAACACAUCCGCACCCAGCAUGAGCACAUCGAUGCGAUCUACUUCACGGGUGACAUCGUGCAUCACUUCACCUGGAACACGACGAUCGAGACGAACGAGCAGGCGAUGCGGCAGGUGUUUGAUCUCAUGAAACGCACCUUCCCCGGUGUACCGAUCUAUCCGAUCCUCGGUAAUCACGAAUCCCAUCCUGCGAAUCUUUACGCUCCUCACACCGUGACUGAGACACUCCGGACAAACUAUCUGUACGAUUUUAUCAUCGAACAGUGGGCCGAUUGGUUACCGAUGACGGGCCGGAUCCGUGAAACGCUGUCCGAGGGUGGCUACUACACGGUCCGUACACCGUACGGUCUGCGUAUCAUCGGACUCAACAACAACCCCUGUUUCGUGCACAAUUUCUGGCUGUUUUACUCGCUGGACUACUUCCUGCCGCAGCUACAGUGGCUGCACGAUACGCUGCUAGAAGCGGAACAUGCCAACGAGCGGGUGCACAUUUUGGCUCACGUGCCUUCGUACGAUGACUCUUGUUUCGUCGGUUGGACCAGGGAGUAUCGUAAGAUUGUGGAACGGUUUGCGCACAUCAUUACCGCUCAAUUCAACGGGCACUCGCACGUAGACGAGUUCAAUCUGUACUAUCCGCGCGCGACCGUCGAUCCGUUGCGACCGAUCAGUGUGGCCUGGAACGGUGGAUCGACGACGACGUUCACGAAGCUCAAUCCCAACUACAAGGUGUUCCUGUUUGAUCCCGUCAGCUUUGAACCGAUCGAGCAGGACACUUGGAUGUACAAUCUAACGGCGGCCAAUGAGUCACCCGAUCGACGGCCGGAAUGGUUCCGUGCGUACAGCUUCAAGGAGUACUAUCAACUACCGGAUCUUAGCCUCGAUUCGCUAGGGUGGCUCAUGCAGCGGUUUGCACAAUCCGAGGAACAAUUGGCCAGCUAUUGGCGUGCAAAGCAGAAGUGGGCCGAUCCGCUCCUCCAGGAAGGCUGCACGGGAACGUGUCUCCGGGAGGCACUGUGUGCGAUCGUACGUACCGAGCACGACGAUAACCGUAUCUGUGAGGCGCUCUAUCAAUCACAGCCUGAAGUUCGUUCGGUUGUUAAUGGUGCCUAACGCUCUCUCCAAGCAGAACCAUUGAAUAAUGAAGCUGAAUGUUCAAAUUUAUCAACUUUUAAAUUGUACGAAUGUACUGUAUCACU
Messenger RNA from Anopheles darlingi, 2176 nucleotides. RefSeq names its product sphingomyelin phosphodiesterase 1-like. Gene Ontology annotation, molecular function: acid sphingomyelin phosphodiesterase activity. The record is from RefSeq and is a predicted model, not a curated record. NCBI's taxonomy places the organism in Eukaryota, Metazoa, Arthropoda, Insecta, Diptera, Culicidae. Gene Ontology annotation, cellular component: lysosome. The coding region runs from base 42 to 2090 and encodes 682 amino acids. The transcript is spliced from 4 exons. Gene Ontology annotation, biological process: ceramide biosynthetic process; sphingomyelin catabolic process.